UGAACCACGCCCGUGGGGUGGAGGCGCGCGCACACGGACCGUCCUCUAACCCGGAAUGUCGCUCUCCGUCUUAAAUCCGUCCGUGCCAACCGCGAGCCGCACAGAUACAGUGACGUCAGCUCCGAGACACUGAACCAAACACAUCGAGCCCACUGGCUCCGCUGCUGCGAGACGGGAAGCAUCGGGCAGGAUCGGCCAUAUUAAGCGUCACAUCUCUGAAUUUCUUCUGCGAUCUCACAGAAUCGUUCUAGCUUCGAAACAAACUCCCUGCGUGCGAUUACUGUAAGCAUGUCCGCCAAAUCGAGCGAGGGGCCGGGUUUGGAUGGGAAAUGGUUCGAUGAGGUGGAGGAGGAGGAGAAGAACGGGAUGUUUGGGAGCGCAGGGCCCCGUUUCGACGAGAUGCGGGACGAUCUGCACGCGCCCAAGCAACAAUUCCAUCCCUUUGAAGGAAGCGGCGUUGCCAUGGAAACUGCAUCUACAGGUGACUCACUGUCUGACAUGUUUAUGAAGUCAUCAUCAGGAGAGGGUGAUUUGUACACCUCUCUCCUUUCCUCAAAAUCCUCCUCCAAUCCUUUCAAUGAUGGUGCCUCUCUCUUCUCCACUGGGGGCAACCGCUCUCCGCCUGCUCCCACUGGGACCGACUCUGGCAUCGGCAUGACCCCAGGUGACCCCUCAGACCAUCAGACAACCCUGCAGGGUUCACAUAAGACUGACCAUUACAGCUACAUGGACAUGGGGGAUGACCUCUGUGAUUUUGGUAGUGUGGGCAAUACCAAGAACAAGCAGCAACCUGCCAUGUCUGGCUAUGGAGAUGACGAAGACAAUGAAGAAGAUGAAGAUGACAUUCAGGAUUUCAAGCCUAAGAUUCACGAAAAGGAAUCCAGCCAUGACCCCUUCGAUCUGGGUCGCUAUUUGGAAAAGAGUCCUCUUGGAUCUGAAGAUACAGGGGUGAAGAGUCCGGGAUCAGCCGGUGGGCAGCACACAUUUCCAUACGUGGAGGAUCCUUCAGAUGAAGAAACAUUACCAACAGAUCACAAUCUGCGAAAGGGAAAAGAGAAAGACGACAGCAGCGAGAGAAACGUCAGAGGACGGGAAGACAUGGAGAAAGGGAAGAAAGAGUGCAACUGGAGCAGCUGGAGAGGGCAGGUCAUGGGUGGUUCAGUGGUAGAUCUGUUACAUUGGAGGGAUUUAAAGCAGUCUGGACUGGUUUUCGGCAGCGUGUUGCUGCUGCUGUUCUCUUUAACCCAGUUCAGCGUGGUGAGUGUUAUAGCAUAUCUUGCUCUGGCUGUCCUCUCCGCCACCAUCAGUUUCCGAGUCUACAAAUCAGUCCUGCAGGCUGUGCAAAAAACUGACGAGGGCCACCCCUUCAAGGCCUAUCUAGAGGUGGAGAUUGCUCUCUCUGCAGAUCAGAUCAUUAAGUAUGUGGAUAAGACUCAGCUGUACAUCAACUCCACCAUGAAGGAGCUUCGCAGGCUGUUCCUGGUUCAGGAUAUGGUUGACUCCAUAAAGUUUGCAGUGUUGAUGUGGUUGUUGACCUAUGUUGGAGCUCUGUUUAAUGGCCUGACCUUGUUGAUUCUGGUGGUGGUUUCCAUGUUUAGUGUGCCAGUGGUUUACGAGAAGUACCAGACACAGAUUGAUCAGUACUUAGGACUGGUGCGCACCCAGUUUAACUCGAUAAUGGGAAAGAUUAGAGAAAAGGUUCCUGGGGCCAAAAAGAAGGAAUAAACUCUUUGCUUCUGUACAAGUAAACACUAUAGCCAGUAAAAUCUACAACUUUGCCAGCACUGAAGGACCCCAACUAUACAGGAGGCCAAUGUCACCUUAAAAACUAAUAAAAAAAAAAAGCAUAAACAAAAAAAGAUCAUGUUAGUAUAAUGGCACCAAUAAAACCCCCCACUGUUGACAGUCACAGGUGAAUUCCUGCAUAACUAACACAGAUUCACAUAAAUAACACCUUGUGGGCAAUCGUAGAGCUAUAGAUAUACCAGAGGGACACACGGUGAUUCUCUCUUCCAUUGCUUCUGAUUUAAGUGCAUGAAGUCCAGUCUUGAGUAAAUAUUUGCUAUCUCUGCAGUGCUCUUCCUCUCUCUGCUUUACUUUGCAGUGCAUAUUUCCUGCUGUAAAAUGUAACACGAAAAUGAAAAUCAUGCCUGUCAUAUAAUCUCCUGCUGCCAUGUCGAAUAAUCGCUUCAAUUCACCGUCACUGGUAGAGUGGUUCUGUGUACAGACAUACUUAUUAAUAUCAAGUUGAAUUGUGGAUUGUUUUUUUGUUUUUGUUCUUUUCUGUGUAUUUGAGCACAUUGAUAAUUUGAAGAUGUUAUUACUAAAUGUGUAACUGUAAUUUUUGCAGAACUGUAGGGAUACGUGUAGGUGUUUAAAGACAAGCUUUGUGGUCCUUCUCUAGGGCACCUGAUUGUCAGACUGCAGAGCUCCAGCUGUACUAAACUCUGUCCAACUUUGUACGACGUUCAGUGUUCAGUUAUUUUAAAGUCUUUAACUAUUUGCACUCUGUAUUUAAUUAACGAAUGGGAAAAAUAAAUGUUCCUUAAUGUAG
This is a messenger RNA of Sinocyclocheilus grahami, 2554 nucleotides long. Its product is annotated as reticulon-1-like. The transcript has 10 exons. The record is from RefSeq and is a predicted model, not a curated record. Gene Ontology annotation, biological process: endoplasmic reticulum tubular network formation; neuron differentiation; brain development. Lineage: Eukaryota; Metazoa; Chordata; Actinopteri; Cypriniformes; Cyprinidae. Bases 289 to 1725 code for a protein of 478 amino acids. Gene Ontology annotation, cellular component: neuron projection; postsynaptic density; endoplasmic reticulum membrane.